UUUAGAUUUCAACAUGAAUUACGUUGACACGAUAGAUAAUGAGUUGGACUCCUACACUAACCUCAUGGAAUCUAUACCGUUCACGGACGUGACGCCUACUGCCAAGUUUCUCAAUGUCUACAAGUUGAACUACAAGGAGCUUCACAAAUUCGCACAGUCAAAUCCGUUUCCAUUGGGGUCUAACAAGCUUCUUAAGCUAUGUAUCAGUUUAGGAAACCUUUUCAAGUCGUACCAGCUCGAUGAAGAGAUGCACAAUCAACUGAAACAGCAGCAGAACACGAUCAACAAUAAAUUGGGGAUCCAAGCCACCGGCUCCUACAGACAAACGUCUUCUUCACUGAAUCCCUUCGAAAGCCCCAAACACUUUCUCAAUUCCAAUCCUACCACCACCCAGCCGCUAUACCAGAUCAAGUUCAUCAAGAACCUUCUCGUUAUUCUCAAGAACUUCGAUAUCGGCUUCACGUUGAAGGACAAUUCACAGUCAAGCACCACGCUAAACCAGUAUGCAAACUCUCCCAUCAAGUUGAACUCCCGCCAACUCUUAAUAGAGAAGCUUGAAAUCAACAUCACCUUGGACACUCUCUUCAUCUUCAAGAACUUGCUCAUGAUCUUGGCCAAGAUCUUGGGGAUUUUGAGGCAACACUUGAUCAUGAACAACGAAUUAGGGUUGUUCAACACCACCACCACCAGUGUCAACAGCAGCAUCAACGAGCAGAGUUCGAUAUUCAGCCUGAAUUCGGCGAGCUCAAACUCAUCGGACUCGUUCAUUAGCAUCGACGAGUACGUGAAGAUCCUCAAUCAAAUAUUGGGCCGGUUGUCCAAUGGGUUGAUAGAGCCGUUUUUGAAGUACAUGCUCACGUUUGUGAGGGGCAGUGUACAAAGUGAGUUUAAGACCCUAAUCACCAGUUUGUAGAUGGGUACCGACCCCUGGGUGUAAUCAUAUGUAACAUUAAUGACAAUAUAUUAUAAACUUAUCAAAAGUACCAAUUGGCAAAGCGGGCCCACAACACCUUACUGAAACGCCUUCCCAACAACUUCCCAAUCAAUGGGAAAAUAAUCAUAUUCACAAGCCCCGUGAUCUGCUGCACGCUCUCUUCCCAUUGUUCUUGUGCCGAUAGCACCGACUGCGAGUAGUCGGAAUCUGUUUCGUACCCGUCGUAGUCCAGGAGCAUUAUUAACGGUUCCUCGAAAACAAAAUGUUCGCGAUGGGUGAAAAACUCUCUCAUCUUUAUGAUAAAGACCGCAGUAAAAACAGGUAUGAGCAUAGUGAAAGAAGGUAAAGCCGAGAUCGUGGGCGGCGAAAAGGUGUUCUACAACCACAUCCAACAGUUCAACCGGGACUUAUCUGUGAUGGUCAUCCAGAGCUGGUACAAAAAGUACGGCCACACCCUCAAUAAGAAACGAGAUGCGACCGGCGAGCAGCCAUCAAACUUCAUCAAUAUUUUGGAGGCCUUGAGCGCUACGGGGUUGAGGUCCAUUCGGUAUGCCAAGGAGAUUGAGCAUGUAAACAAGGUGGUGGCCAACGAUCUUC
Messenger RNA from Yamadazyma tenuis ATCC 10573, 1531 nucleotides. The record is from RefSeq and is a predicted model, not a curated record. NCBI's taxonomy places the organism in Eukaryota, Fungi, Ascomycota, Pichiomycetes, Serinales, Debaryomycetaceae.